Molecule: messenger RNA, 1485 nt
Organism: Pogona vitticeps (central bearded dragon)
Lineage: Eukaryota; Metazoa; Chordata; Lepidosauria; Squamata; Agamidae
Product: cytochrome P450 2J2-like
Biological process (GO): xenobiotic metabolic process
Cellular component (GO): intracellular membrane-bounded organelle; cytoplasm
Molecular function (GO): iron ion binding; oxidoreductase activity, acting on paired donors, with incorporation or reduction of molecular oxygen, reduced flavin or flavoprotein as one donor, and incorporation of one atom of oxygen; heme binding
Source: RefSeq, a predicted model, not a curated record
AUGCUUGGGGUCUGGGGAUUGUUGACUAUUCUGCCGAUGGGGCUUUUGACCCUUCACUACGUGAUGUUGCUCUGGAAGUACAAGCAGUAUCCACCUGGACCAUUCCCACUUCCUCUUGUUGGAAGCCUGUGGCAGACUGGCGUUGCACUUUCUCCAGAUAGUCUUUUGAAGUGUGCUAAGCAAUACGGGAAGAUUUUCACUAUAUGGGUGAUGCACCAUCCAGUCGUCAUCCUGUCUGGAUUCCAAGCGGUGAGAGAUGCCCUCAUCAACCAUUCCGAAGAAUUAGCGGACCGCGCAUUAACCCGAUUCCUCAUCGAUGCACUUAAUAGAAAAGGUCUUGCAUUUGCAAACGGUCUCUCCUGGAAGCAACACCGACGGUUUGGUAUGGCUACUAUGAGGAAUCUGGGGAUGGGAAAGAAAGGCAUGGAGCACCAAAUACAAGAGGAAGCUCGCCGACUAGUGGAGCUCUUUGCACAGACCAAGGGGCUGCAAUUUGAACCUCCCCUCUUGAUCACUAAUGCAGUGGCAAGUGUGAUCAGCGUGGCGUCUUUUGGAUACCGACUUCCUCCAGAAGACAAAAUGUUCCAGGAACUGAUAGCAGCCAGCGAUUACUUUGAAAAAUUUGCUGUCUCCUUGUUUCAUGCAAUCUAUAACUUGUUCCCAUGGCUCAUGAAACACCUGCCAGGGCCGCACAAGAAGGCGUUUUCAUGCAUGAACAAGGGAGUGCUCUAUGUCGUUGAAGAAAUACAGAAGCACAAAGAGAACCAGAACUUACACGAACCACAAGAUUUCAUUGAUUUCUAUUUAAUUCAGAUCGAGAAAAGUAAAGGUGACGCUACCUCUACCUUCAGUGAUGAGAACUUGGCUCAAUGUAUUCUUGACCUCCUUGUCGCAGGGACAGAGACCACGUCAAGCACUCUGCAGUGGGCGCUACUCCUCAUGGUAGCUUAUCCAGAUAUCCAAGAGAAAGUCUACAGGGAGAUAGAAGACGUUUUUGGUCUUUCUCACUCCAUCUGCUACCACGAUCGGAAGAAGCUGCCGUACACCAAUGCGGUGAUUCAUGAGGUCCAGCGUGCGAAGUACAUUUUACCCGUAGGGAUUCCCAGGCGGAGCACGAAGGCUAUGAACCUGUUUGGUUUUCACAUCCCAAAGAAAACCCUUAUUGUUACAGACCUGAACUCUGCUCUCCUUGAUCACAAGAGGUGGGAAGAACCUGGAGAAUUCAACCCAAGCCACUUUUUGGACAUAGAGGGAAAUUUUGUAGCAAGAGAAGAAUUUUUACCCUUUGGAGCAGGGGCCCGGAUCUGUUUGGGAGAGCAGAUGGCGAAGAUGGAGCUCUUCCUAUUCUUUACCAACUUGGUGAGGGCUUUCAGAUUCCAGCUGCCGGAAGGAGUUAAAAAACUCAAUCAAGAACCUGUAGUAGGUGUAGCCAUGCAUCCCCACCCUUAUAAACUCUGUGCUGUUCCCCGCAACCAAUUAUCAUAA